Messenger RNA from Arachis duranensis, 1317 nucleotides. RefSeq names its product protein FAR1-RELATED SEQUENCE 5-like. The transcript has 2 exons. The coding region runs from base 1 to 1317 and encodes 438 amino acids. Lineage: Eukaryota; Viridiplantae; Streptophyta; Magnoliopsida; Fabales; Fabaceae. The record is from RefSeq and is a predicted model, not a curated record. Gene Ontology annotation, biological process: regulation of DNA-templated transcription.
AUGAAUUCGAACAAGAUUUCAGAGAUGAAUUUAUUAAGGGAGCAUUUUUUUUCUGAAUCUGAUCAGUCAGAAGAUAUCAUUGAAGCCGCUUAUGCGGUUGACUCCGUGCAAGACAUUACAAUUUUGAAAUUUAGUGAGAAUUUUGCGGAGGAAAUUGGCAAAUACCACUUUUCUACUUUCCAGCUUACAUUUGAUUUUUAUAUGAAGUACUCAAAGUCGAAGGACUUUAGUGCAAGGAAGAGCAAGACCUUCAAGAAUAGUACUGGUGAGAUUUACAAACAAAAGUUUGUAUGUCAUAGGCAAGGAUUCAGGAUGGAGAAAUAUUACACGAUAGAAAAAAGGAAGAAGGCGCCUAGAUUGGAAACAAGAACUGGAUGUGAAGCCCGAAUGGAUGUUAAAUUUGUACCAGAAAAUGGAAGGUGGCAUAUCUUUUAUUUCUCUGACGAACACAACCAUGAUCUAUUGGAUACACAAUUCAGUGCUAUGUUGUCUGCCCACAGAAAAAUGUCAGAGGCAGAUAUUAUGCAAAUGAUGAACAUGCUAAAGUCAGGGAUUAGUACCUCACAGAUAUUUGGUCUUCUAGCUAGUCAAGCAGGCGGGUACGAAUUUGUUGGCUAUGGUCCCAGAGAUAUGUACAAUGAGAUUGCUCGGCAAAGGCGUCAAAUUCCUGAUGAUGCAGCACGAGUGUUGAAGAAGUUGGAGGAUAUGCGAGGUUUGUUACAUAAUUUGUUAUGGUCUGAUGGGAUUAACCAACUAGACUACCGACUCUUCGGGGAUGUUAUUGCUUUUGAUGCUACGUACAAGAAGAACAAGUAUAGUUGUCCAUUAGUCAUAUUCAGUGGGGUUAACCACCACAACCAAACAAUUAUUUUUGCUGCUGCAUUAAUUGCGGACGAAACUACUGAUACAUAUAUUUGGCUCCUGCGUCAGCUCAUGUUUGCAAUGAGGGGCAAGACCCCGACCUCAAUCAUAACUGAUGGGGCCAUGACGAUGAGGAAUGCAGUGAGAGAUGUAUUUCCCGAAGUCAGACAUAGAUUAUGCGCUUGGCACCUUAUUCGAAAUGCAACUAGCAAUGUUGGAAAUCCAUCGUUUACAUCUAAGUUCAGAAAAAUCAUGUUGGGAGACUACGAGAUUCCCGUGUUUAAGCUUAAGUGGGUUCAGCUUAUUGAAGAAUUUGGCAUUGAGGAUAAGCCGUGGGUGAUCAACAUGUACGAAGAGAAGCAUAUGUGGGGUACUGCAUAUCUAAGAGAAAAAUUCUUUGCUGACUUUAGAACUACAUCAAGAUGUGAAGGUUUACACUCAGUUGUGGGAAGGUAG